AUGAGCAUGGCACUACUGGUGAAACGUUUGUUUGUUUUGACCUGCAGAGAAUGUCAGGAAGGGGGUUCAGAUGUCUCUGUAGCUCUGAAUUACGUUAGUGCUGCUGCUGCUGAAGAGUGCAAACACGACCGGAGAUCAACCGUAAAGUUUGGGGAAAAUGAUCCUGAAAGAAGAAUCAGUUUGGCUGUGGUGAAUGCUGCUGCUUCUUCUCUUGCUUUAUCUUCACAAUCUCCCGCUUCGUUUCUGCCUUCUGUUCCAUUUUUCCUCUUCCCCUUAUCUUCCACUUCCUGUCUAUAUCCCUCUGAAUCAAGGAGAUAUUCCUCGUUUGUAACUUCUAGGAAAAGGGUCCUCUCUGGCCUCCAUGUGGCCGCCAAUAACCAGAUUUCUGAAACUAGUGAUGAUUCAGUUGAAGAUGCAGAAGAUUACGAAAUGGAGGAGGCCAAUACCGAGACUGUCGUUUACUCCUUUUCUCCUGUGCCUUUGCUAUUUGUAGCUGCUCUUCCUGGAGCUGCAACCGUAAGGUCUCUUUUUGAACCUUUUGUUGAGCUCGUGAAGUCUUGGAACCUUCCAGACUGGCUCGUGCACUGGGGUCACCCUGGUAAUAUGGCUGUUGUGCUUUUUGCUAUGGGUGGGUAUGGAACUUACCUUGGUUUCCGAAUCCGAGUGUCUGAUGAUGUGGAGGAGAAGGCCAAAGCCAAAGACUUGCAUCCUAAACUUCUUGGAGGGAUGUUUAUCUUCUUUGCUCUCGAUGCCGCAGGUGGAAUAACAUCUCUACUCACUUCAGAUAAACCUAUCUUUGAAAGUCCUCAUGCUGUCACAGGUAUCAUCGGGCUUGCGCUUUUGACUCUGCAGAGUAUAUUGCCGGCAUUAUUUGAGGGAAAUCCUGGAUUAAGGAAUCUUCAUGGAAUCCUGGGUAGUGGAAUUAUGACAUUGUUUCUUGUCCAUGCUGCACUUGGACUUCAGCUGGGCUUGAGUUAUUAG
Messenger RNA from Coffea arabica (coffee), 981 nucleotides. The record is from RefSeq and is a predicted model, not a curated record. Lineage: Eukaryota; Viridiplantae; Streptophyta; Magnoliopsida; Gentianales; Rubiaceae.